Molecule: messenger RNA, 2573 nt
Organism: Carica papaya (papaya)
Lineage: Eukaryota; Viridiplantae; Streptophyta; Magnoliopsida; Brassicales; Caricaceae
Gene: ARIA
Product: ARM repeat protein interacting with ABF2
Molecular function (GO): protein binding
Source: RefSeq, a predicted model, not a curated record
UGUUUCUGAUCGUCUCUUCUCUCUCUCUCUCUCUCUCUCUCUCUCUCUCUCUCCAGUCCCCUGAAUUGUUUGUAGAUGGAGCAAGAAGAACAGCAACAGCAGAGGCGCGAGGAUCAGAGCAUCCCGGAGAGGAAAGGGCAAAAGAGGAAACUGGAAGAAGGAAUAACCGACGGCGAGGAGCAGGAGAUCUCCCUUUCCUCUGCAGAUGCGCGCCACGCGCUCCUGCGAGAGGUUAGCGCCCAGGUUACUAUCCUUGAUUCUACCUUCUCCUGGAAGGAAGCUGAUCGCGCCGCCGCGAAACGUGCCACUCACGUCCUCGCCGAGCUUGCCAAAAACGAGGAUGUAGUGAACGUGAUUGUUGAAGGAGGUGCGGUUCCGGGUCUCGUGAAGCAUUUGCAGGCGCCACUGAUAAGUGAGGGAGACCAUAGCUCGAAGCCGUUCGAGCACGAAGUCGAGAAAGGGAGUGCUUUUGCUCUAGGCCUUCUUGCAGUUAAGCCAGAGCACCAGCAACUCAUAGUUGACAACGGGGCCUUGUUUCAUCUUGUGAAUUUGUUGAAGAGGCACGAGGAUGGUUGUGGUUCUCGUGCUGUGAAUAGUGUCAUUAGACGGGCUGCUGAUGCUAUCACUAAUCUUGCUCAUGAGAACAGCAGUAUCAAGACCCGUGUUAGGAUGGAAGGUGGCAUUCCGCCUCUGGUUGAGUUGCUUGAAUUUACUGAUACCAAAGUGCAACGAGCAGCUGCGGGGGCACUUCGCACGUUGGCAUUCAAAAAUGAUGAAAAUAAGAAUCAGAUUGUUGAAUGCAAUGCUCUUCCUACUCUCAUUCUAAUGCUAAGAUCAGAAGAUGCUGCCAUACACUAUGAAGCGGUUGGUGUUAUAGGAAAUUUGGUACAUUCAUCUCCAAACAUAAAGAAAGAAGUUCUUGCUGCUGGAGCUCUUCAACCAGUCAUUGGACUGCUUAGCAGUUCCUGCUGUUCUGAAAGCCAAAGAGAGGCAGCCUUGUUACUAGGACAAUUUGCAGCAACUGAUUCAGAUUGCAAGGUUCAUAUUGUACAGAGAGGUGCAGUUAGACCUUUAAUUGAGAUGCUUCAGUCAGCUGAUGUUCAGUUGAGGGAAAUGUCUGCAUUUGCAUUGGGGAGGUUGGCACAGGACACACACAACCAAGCUGGUAUCGCACAUAAUGGUGGUUUAGUGCCACUGCUGAAGCUUCUUGAUUCAAAAAAUGGAUCUUUGCAACAUAAUGCUGCAUUUGCUCUUUAUGGCCUUGCAGAUAAUGAGGAUAAUGUAUCCGAUUUUAUUAGGGUUGGAGGUGUUCAGAAGCUGCAGGAUGGAGAGUUUAUUGUUCAGGCAACAAAAGAUUGUGUUGCAAAGACAUUGAAAAGAUUGGAGGAAAAUAUUCGUGGACGGGGUUUAAGUCAUCUCUUAUACCUAAUGCGUGUAGCAGAAAAGUCUGUCCAAAGACGAGUUGCCUUGGCUCUUGCUCAUCUUUGUUCACCAGAUGAUCAGAGAACUAUCUUUAUAGAUAACAAUGGAUUGGAGUUGCUUCUUGGGCUUCUUGGUUCUACGAAUCCUAAGCAGCAACUUGAUGGUGCUGUAGCUCUAUAUAGGUUAGCAAACAAAUCAAUGACUCUUUCUCCUGUUGAUGCUGCUCCUCCGUCUCCUACGCCACAGGUCUACUUGGGGGAGCAAUAUGUAAACAAUGCUACGUUGUCUGAUGUUACUUUUCUAGUUGAAGGUAGAAGGUUCUAUGCUCACAGAAUCUGUCUCCUUGCAUCUUCAGAUGCAUUUCGUGCAAUGUUUGACGGUGGUUACAGGGAGAAAGAUGCAAGGGAUAUUGAAAUUCCAAAUAUUAGAUGGGAAGUUUUUGAGUUAAUGAUGAGAUUUAUAUACACAGGGUCAGUUGAUGUUACAUCAGACAUUUCACAAGAUCUCCUCCGAGCUGCUGAUCAGUAUCUAUUAGAGGGACUUAAGCGACUUUGUGAGUAUACCAUUGCACAGGAUAUAUCAUUGGAAAAUGUUUCAAGCAUGUAUGAACUUUCAGAAGCCUUCCAUGCUAUCUCGUUGAGGCAUGCAUGCAUCCUGUUUAUCUUGGGGCAGUUCGAUAAAUUGAAUGGUAGGCCUGGGCACUCUCAUCUGAUCCAGCGAAUUAUUCCAGAGAUCCGCAAUUAUUUCUCGAAGACCCUUACUAAACCUAACCUAAAUAGCUUGCGCUUGUAGAUGGCGGUCGUUGAUUCUUGAUCCCUAACUAGAUACAUUGUACAGAAAGUAGUAGAUCAUCUUCUCGUUGUGGAGCCAUUCAAAGGUUCUAAUUGGUUCUUUGUAGUGUGGCUCAUAAUGAUUCCUGAUUUCAGAGUUGGUUUCUUUCAUUCCUGUGUUAGGUGUAGCCUGUGUAGCCGAGAAAUGUGAUCUUCACCGAAGGUAUUACUUUCCACAAAUUGUAAUGGUUGUAUGAUUCGGAAUGUAUUCUAUAAACUCUUUAUUGAGUGCGCAUUCAUUUGAAUGCAUGUUUGGAAAUGAAGCACAGAGGAUAUGAUUCUUCAGAAUUGAAUGCACAUUAUCAGUGUUGUCUUGCAAAA